Molecule: messenger RNA, 3025 nt
Organism: Macrobrachium nipponense
Lineage: Eukaryota; Metazoa; Arthropoda; Malacostraca; Decapoda; Palaemonidae
Gene: Cdc27
Product: cell division cycle protein 27 homolog
Exons: 12
Coding region: 16-2418 (800 amino acids)
Biological process (GO): cell division; protein ubiquitination; anaphase-promoting complex-dependent catabolic process
Cellular component (GO): cytoplasm; anaphase-promoting complex
Molecular function (GO): protein binding
Source: RefSeq, a predicted model, not a curated record
UACUGUUUCCUAGGGAUGUUGGAAAUCGCCAGGAAAUCUCUCCUGUCAACGGAAGUGGCUGCAAUAUGGCACUGCCUCAAUCACUAUUCUUAUGUGGAUGCAACUUUCCUGGCUGAAAGGCUGUUUGCUGAAGUUGGUUCAGAUGAGGCCCUAUUCCUAGUAGCAACUUCGUACUACCGCUCAGGGAAGCCUGGACGUGCCUAUUCUGUACUUCACACUCAUGGAACGCGCACUGCGCAACUCCGUCUUCUUAUGGCCCGAUGCUGUUUUGAUCUGGGAAGGUUAGAGGAAGCAGAGACAGUAUUAACAGGUGGCAGCGUCAUGCAUCCAAAGACCAUUGAUGAGCUUGCCUUGGAGUAUGGGGAAAUGGCUGGCUUUGCUCUCCAGUUGCUUGGUCUGAUAUGUGCCCGGACCGAGCGCCUCCAGAGAGCAGCGGAGGCUCUCAAGCGAUCCUUGAAGUUAAAUCCCUUUCUGUGGCAUUCAUUUGUGGCACUCUGUGAUCAAGGUGAUAAGUGUGACCCCUCUAAGAUAUUCAGAUUAGACUCGUUAGAGUCCUUUUCAAAUUGCCAUGGGAGUACAGUGCUGACUUUAGUGAAUAAUUCAAAUUCAGUGAAUAGUGUCAGUGUUAUCUCAGACUCAGGAAUUAUUAAUAAUGCUUUAAAUAGUGUUUCUGUAAACACUCCUGAAAACAUUCAACAGACUCCAAUUCCAGUUCCAAUCCAAAACACUCCUGUCAAUUCAAUACCCAUUGUUAAUACCCCAAUACAAAGCUUGAGUAGUCUAAACUCCUCGAUGCCACUGACUUCCCUCAAUUCUCCAGUGACUGCAACAGUUACGCCUAUGCAGGACAGAGGGAACGUGGAUUCGGGGGAUGGUGGCUAUCAGGCUCCUAGAAAAAAGAAAAUGCUCCGCAUCAAGAGCAUGUUAGGGGGGCCAUGGUCUUUAAGUCCCAUCACCCCUAGUUUUGGAGUAUUACCGUUAGAUGUAAGUCCCAUGAGUGACAAUGACCAUUCUUCCUUAAAUAGUUCUGUGGCCUUUUUGACUACUUCACCGUUGUCUCUGUCUCAGCUGGAUACUGAACCUAACACCAAGAUACCUCCACCUAUCAGUAAAAGAAUAUUGUGCCGUACUACGAAAGAUUCACCUGUGGUGUUGAAUAAACCAGCCGUGUUUGCUCCAGCAGGGAAUAAUAGUAAUUUUCAAAGCCCCCCGACUGGUCAACCUAAUCCUAAUGUUCGUAGAUCUUCUCGUCUAUUUGGCAAUAGUAGUUCUGUUAAGGAAAACAAUAAAAGUCGUUUUGUUGCACCAAAGUCUCCUGCAAGAAAAGCAAAGACAAGAUCCUCCAAGAGUCAGUCUAGUCUGUCAGAACUUAAUGAGAAAAAUAAGAGUGAAAACCAAGACAUUUUGUCCUCGUCAGAUAAGCUGUCAUCAGAGAAACCAGUGACACCGCAGUCUCUCAUUCAGCAAGCAUUUAGCAUUCAGAAACUGUGUUCUGAGGGCUUGAUGUCACUAUUACGAGACAUGGGGGCAGCAUACCAGCAGUUGGCGCAGUAUAAUUGUAGAAGAGCGAUAGACUUGCUGACAGCUCUUCCAACUCAACACUAUCGUACUGGAUGGGUCCUGGCACAUAUUGGUAAAGCCUAUUUUGAACUCAAUGAAUAUCAUCAAGCAGCCAAACAUUUUUGUUUUCAGGUGGAUCCAAAUUUUGCAUAUGCGUACACGUUGCUUGGCCAUGAACACAUUGCAACAGAAGAAUUGGACAAAGCCAUCAGUUGUUACCGAAGUGCUGUCAGAAUAGAUCCUCGACAUUAUAAUGCAUGGUAUGGUAUUGGCCUGGUCUUAUUUAAACAAGAACGAUAUGCUCAGGCAGAAGCUCACUUCAAGAGAGCACUUAGUAUUCAUCCGCACAGUUCAGUCCUGAUGUGCCAUGUUGCUGUGGUUGAACAUGCCCUUCAAAAGAGCAGUGCUGCUUUGGCAACUCUAAAUCGAGCCUUAAAGGUGGAACCUCGCAAUCCUCUUUGUAAAUACCACAGAGCAUCUAUACUUCAUUCCACCGACCACCACCAGGAAGCUCUUGAUGAGCUCAAUCAUCUGAAGGAAAUUGUUCCCAAAGAAUCCAAUGUUUAUUUCUUGCUUGGCAAGGUGCACAAAAAGUUGGGCCAGACUCAUUUAGCUUUAAUGAAUUUCUCCUGGGCAUUGGACCUGGAUCCAAAAGGUGCAAACAAUCCGCUCAAGGAAGCCAUUGAUCCAGCAAUCAAUCGCUUCCCUGUUGAUGAUGACGAUACAACUAACAAUAACCCACAUGAUAACGGGAGUGACGGUAGUUCCUUGGUGGCAGCAGAAUCUUCGCAGGAGUCCCUCAUUUUAGAACCUCAGCAGCUACCAAAUAUGGAGAGUGUCAGCGAUGAUAGCUUAUAAUAGAGGAGUUUUUAGGCAUGAGGAAGAAUAUAAAAUUAUUAAAAAGUUGUAAAAUAUUUUGAUUAUUAAAUUAUAAUUAUAUGUUGACUGCGACUUCUGUAGGAGAUGUGUAAAAACCUGUAGUGUAUAUUUGAUUUGGAAAGUAAAGUGUAAAUGUGUUAAAUAUGUACGAAAUCGUAACAUGUAUAUAGUCUGGACAUCUUGUAUUCCUAUUGUUAUCUUUCAUCGCAAUGAGAACCGUUUUCACUUCUUACUAGAUCUGCGUAGUAGACUUUCCACAAGUGGCAAAGACUUGCAGCUGACUUUGUAUUUUAUAUAUAUAAUCAUUAAGUAUUUAUUAUCUGUGGUGAGAAAUUAAACUUGUAUCCAUAAGUUGAAUGGUACCUUCUUUUUCACUUUUUUUUUUUUUUUUUUUUUGUAAAAUUUUUCUUUAAAAGUACAGUACGUCAAUAUUUUACCUGACUGUAAAUUUGUUAAUGCCAAAAAGUAUACUAUACCUUUAGACUGGUCUUAUUGCAAUAUGUGUCGAUAGGAGGAAAAAUUUUCAUUGGGUUAUCAAAAAGCCUGUAAAAAAGAAAAGUCAAUAAAAGUUAUAAAGUAUUCAUGA